Molecule: messenger RNA, 213 nt
Organism: Anopheles marshallii
Lineage: Eukaryota; Metazoa; Arthropoda; Insecta; Diptera; Culicidae
Product: MIEF1 upstream open reading frame protein
Exons: 2
Coding region: 1-213 (70 amino acids)
Source: RefSeq, a predicted model, not a curated record
AUGAGUAUACCGGCCACCUCGAAACGGCUGGUGCUUUCAUUGUAUCGUGAUUUGCUGCGCUACGGUGCCCAGCUGCAAUAUACCGAUCAGGAAUACUUUCUGAGCCGAAUAAGGCGCGAAUUUCGCCAGUCGGCGUCACUGACCGACCCGAAAGAGAUAGAAUUUUGUUACAGGCGAGGUCGUGCGCUCCUGGAUCGUGGACGCGUUCUGUAA